AUGACUGGACGUGGGGCAGGCGAACAACUCGGCGAGACGCAGCGACUGCUGCACGCCACACAGAUCGAACUCCGCAAGGCGCAGGUCAAGUACGGCCGCGAGGUGGAAGAGGUCCGUGCGGCAGCAGCAGAGGCAGCAGAGCAAGCUGCGGAAGAGUCGGCAGCGUUGGCAAAUGCGCUGAUGGAUGCCGAGGCGAGACUGGUUGGCUACGAGCAGACACAGCUGGCCAUGGACGAGGAGAUGGCCAGGCUCCGUGUAGAGCGCGACGCUGCUGUCGCCCGCGCGAGCGAUGCUGUAGGCGCUGCUGCCGAGCGCGAUCAGCUCCAAGAGGUAGUUACCAGGCUGCGGGAAGCAAACCUCUCUCUGGUCAGCAACCGCAAGGUCAGCCAUGCCGAGGAGCCUGCGGAUCGCGCGACCCGCGCCGAAGAGGCUGCCGCCUCUCUCCGCGACUCGCUCUCUGCAGCGCAGUCGUCUAUGGUCUCGACGGCAGAGAACUUGCUGGGCCAAGUGAGCAGGCUUUCCAGCGAGUGCGAUGUGCUCCGUACGCACGUUGACGAGGUCGAGGCCGAGCGGGAUGCGCUGAAGCACUCGCUAGCCGAGUCCGAGUUCAAGUGGUCAGCGACGCAGCACGCCAUGCUUGCGCUCCGUGAGCAGAUCUCACUUACCUCUACCGUGUCGGACGCAAGCGUGGGAGGCUCGCCGGCGCGGGCGGCCAUGAUUGCGCAGGCGCAGCUUGCCGACGCCCGGCUCCGCAUCGACGAGCUCGGCAACGAGCUCGUCGACGCCCGCGCCACCAUCGCUCAGCUCGAGGCUGCGGAACCGGCCGAGCCGCACGCACUCUCUGACCUCGAGUUUGAGCUCGAGGCGACCCGCGCUGAGCUCGCGGUUGUCCGCGGCCGCGCCGAGCGGCUCGCGUCCGAGUCGUCGUUCGAGCUCCGCUCGCCGUCGCCGCCGGCGCUGCCGUCACCACUGCAGCCUCUGGAGAAUGAGUCCGACGAGCCGCUUCCGUCGUACCAUGCACUAGCGCAGCUCUCGUACUCGCCCAACUCUGUGCCCGAGAUCGAGCCUGACUCGUCACAGCUCCUCUCCGGCCUCGUCGCCGAAGUCGCUGCCCUCCGCCUCGAAAACGAGAACAUGCUCCUGGAGCUUGAGUCAUCGCGGUCGGAAAUCACUGUCCUCCGCGAGGCUGCCCGCCAUCACGCCCGCCUCGUUGCCGCCCACGGCGAACUUGUUGCCCGCCACAACGCCGUCCUCACCUCUUCUCAGCAGUCCGCCACCAUCGCCGCGCUCACUGCCGAGCUCGAGUCGACCAAGGCCGCCUACGCCGACGCCAUUGCCGCGAAACUCUCACAGCAGCUUGAGCUCGCCACUACCUCGGCUCGCCUCCUCGAGCUCGAGCAGCAGCAAUUCAAAGUAGCGGCAGCGCUAGGCGUAGUAGGGCUGGCUGGGUACCUGGCGGUGACCCGCGGCCUGGCCAUGCUCGCCACCUCGGCUAUCUCGCGAUCCUUGGGGGCAUCGGGAACGUUCUCUGUCCGCUCGCUCGGUCUGGCGUAUGCACAUGACCUUGCGUUGGCUCGGCCGGCCUCGGGCAUUGCCAUGACACUUGCAUCGUGCUCCAUCUCCACCAACUUUGUCAACUACCUCUCAUCUUGGGGUCAUGCCCAUGCCCUCGUCGUCUCCAUCGCCGGCAUCCACGUCGACCUUGAUCUGGCCACGAGGCUGGCGCAGCAUGUUGCACGCAAAGGUGAGGUGCAUCUCGCUGUAGAUGACGGCCGUGCCGCUCCGCCGUAUGCGUUAGGCCGAUAUGAGCGGCUUGCGCUGCGGAUGCUCCUCCCGCUCUUCCCGCACACCGUUGUGGAGCUGGUGGAGGCCACAGCGGUGGUCAGCCUCCCGCUCUCUGCGCGGGCCCUGGUCUCGCUUGACAGCCUGCAGCUGAGCCUGGCCCGUGGGGAGAAGGAUGGCGACUUUGCCUUUCGGCUCUCGGCUCGUGGCCUCGACAUGGAUCUCGAGUCGCCUGCCGGCUCACUCUUCCGCGACACCAUGGACCGCCCCAUGGUCCAGGGCGAGUCGCUGACGGCUUCGCUACUGUUUUCGUGGAGCUCGCCGCCACUCCAUGCCGGACCGGUCCCGCUCACAGACAUUCUUCCGUCAAUCGAGGCCUGCGACGUGUCUUGCGGUGCGCUCGGCGUCGCCAGCUGCCCGGCGGCGCUGCAGCUGCAGGCCGCGCUUGUGGGAGCGCUCUUGCCGUCUCGCUCUGCGGGCCCGUCCUCGCAGUCGCUGGCACGCGUCGAGCACGCCCGUGGUGUGGUGGUCCGCCAGCUCUCGCUGCCUGUACACGUCGCUGUCCGGAUCGACGAGUUUACCGCCACGCUCUUUACGCCCCGCCGCGCCGCCUUUGCCUGCACCUUUUCUCAAAUCACCGGCGAAGCCAGCCUAUGGCCUGGGGCUGAGCUAGGCGCGCUGCCACAGGCCUCGCUCGCGCUCACCUGCACCGGCCCGCUGGUAAGCCACCCGGAUGCGCUCGCGCCGCUCGACGUCCACGCGCUCUCGCUCAACGUUACCACCCGGUGGAGCCGCUCGGACGCGUUGCUGCGUCUGGCCUCGGUCCAUGCCGAGAUGGAGGCCCGCCGUGUCCACGCCACCCUCUGGCCCACAGCACUCGCGUGGAUCGUGCCGCUCCUCGGCCUCCUCCCCACGCCUCCGCCGCCGCCAGCCGCCGGCGAGCCCGUGAGCCUAGGCCUACCGUUCAAGCUCUCGGCCAAGGCCAGGCUCACUGAUGCCUCGGUGCUGCUCCUUGCUGCCGAUGCACAGCCAGGCUUCCCGCUCGGCAUUCCGCUUGUACUGGUCCGCGCCAGUGCGGUCGGCUGCAACAUAUCCCUUGCGCCGCAGACGAGGACCCGAACCACAGCGUCGAUCAACGGUUUGGUCGGUGAGCGGUUUGAGGCGCCACCCGACGCGCCGCAGUUGUUCAAGGCCCGCCCGUGGCUCACACUUGCUUCCGCCACGUGUGUAGUCUCGCACCGGACUCCGGACGCUGUGCCUGUUGUCGGCCUCAAAAUUGCCGAGGUGUCUGCCUCACUCCAUGCACCGGCCUCCGCUGCGCUGCUGGCUGUCCUCAACGAGCAUGGGCCCGAGCUUGCGCGGCUGGCGGCCGCGAUUCCGCGGCGCGUUGCUCCGGCGGGCGCGGUCCCGCCGUCGCCGCGGUCGCCUGCGCCGCAGCUUGAGCUCGCGCUUGACCUCGAAGCCGUUGAGCUGGCGCUCGGCCCGCGGUACACGCUGGCGAUUGUGGCGUGUGGGCUCUCAUCGACGUCAUGGGAGACUCUGGCUGUCACUGCCGGUGGCAUUCUCGUCAAGCGGGCAACGAGCGCUGUUGAUCUUCCGAUGGUCGAGCUCGCGUCGCUGAGGCUCGAGCUGCGGCGUGCGCGCUCAGUCACAGCGCUUGUCGCUGGUGCGCUCCGGGUCGAAGCCACGCUUGACGGGGUCGGCGGCACGCUGCGCGUCGCCGAUGUUGUUCCAGUAGCGCGAACUGUGGUCGAGCUACGCGACUGCGUCGCGCCGUGGAUCAACGCGGUGGCGGCGCCGAGCACGCACAGGCGCACGUCGCCAACCCACUCGCCGCUGACGCUUGGGCUACAUGUCGCCGACACGGCACUGGCAUUCGAGAUUACCAGUCCAAGCCCGGUCGUCACGCUCUGCGUGGCAGCACUCGACAUCGACACAGCCGGCAGUAGUGCGGUGCAGGUAGGCGGCAUGCAGCUCGAGCUUGAUGGGUGUGAGGUGGCGACGCUCGACACCGGCGUAGUCUCGUUCUCGACCGACAUUCCGUCGUCGCUGUAUGCGUUUCCGCCUGUGGCGCGGUCGACGUCGCUCCUUGCCGACGCUGCGCUCGACGUCCGCUUUGGUCUCUCGGUGGCACUCGGUUCGGCUUCGGUGACCGUGCCGGCCGAGGCGCAUCUCGGCAAUGCGAUUGAGCACUUUUCGCGCGCUUACCGCUGGAUCCGCCCGAUGGUGUUUGAUGUGAUGGGCGCCAUCACUUCCGGCGAGCCGUUCCACCUCGAUUUGCAGCAGUACCUCACCCAUGAGCUUCCAAUCUGCACGCCCGAGCCCGAGACUGGCACUGCUGGUGACGGCAAGGUUGACACCGAUGCCGACGAGCGGCUCGAGCCGCUUGUCCCGCCGGCACUGCUCGCGCAGUCCGGUGGACGACCAUCAAAGCUUCCGGCGCUGACGGUGCGUGCACAAUCGGCACCGACGCUGAAGCUCCCGAGCCCGUCAGUGGAAACGAGCCCGUCGCUCUCGCCAACAAGCAUUGUUUCGGGUGAGUCGGAGCCUACACUGCUCCCAUCGCCGGAUGUCUCGCCAAUCCGAGGCGUGGCGAGUGCAGCGCAGGUGGCUAUUUUCUCGCUCGUCGCCGACGAGGUCCGACUCCGAGUGGCCGACUCGGAGUUUGAAGCGCGGCUGGCACACAAUGCCCGCCAUGGCCAGUCGGAGAACGAGCAGCGGAUCCUCCGGGAGCGGAUGAUUCUCGACCGGUUGGACCAGCUGGCAGCUGCAGGAGUAGCGCCGCCACCGGAAGUCAUCGACGAGCUGUGGGCGCGGGCAGCAGCCAAGGACUCGGAGCUUUACAUCUCGCGAUACGAGCCGGUGCAUCAGCCGGGCUAUGCCGCACCGCUUCUGGAUGUUCAGCUCGGCAGUGUCCAGGCGUCGGUCCUCACCGAGAUUGCACUGUUCUCGACUGGUGGCGCGGAGCUGCCAGCGGCGUUUGAGCCUGCGGCGGUGUGGAAGACAGCGGCCGAGCUGGCGCGGCGCAAGGUGAUCAAUACGUCAGCGGCGCUGGCGCUGACGGUCGGAGGUGAGGUGUUUUUGGCAGCCGACAGUGUCGAGGCGACGGUGCGUGGUGGUGCGCUGCCGCUGGCGGCGUCGCGAAUGUUCAAGGUGUGGGGUCCUUGGAUGCUGGCGCAGCACGAGCCGGUGGCGUCGGCGGUGUACACAGUGAGCGCACCGGUGUGGGACGAUGCAAACGGCGGGCGCGAGGUGCUGGCGUCUGUCCAGCGUUCGCUCAUGCCACUGCACAUCUUCCAUGCACUCUCGAUCUCGGCGCGUGGGCUGGAAGUGAGCCACGGCCCGGCAUUUGAUCCGUUGCUUGCUGCAAUCUCGGUAGCGGCGGGGCGGGUGAGCUCGGAGCUCUCGCUUCCGCACACGGCCUCGCGCCCGCUGGUAUGGUACGACAAGCUGCGAUUGAUGAUGCACGGCAAGCUGAGUAUUGGCGUCGACGAAGCGUUUGUCGUCAAGCUUUCGGCAUCGCCGGAGCUUAGUGUUGCAUCCGAGUACCUCCAGCUGCGGGCCGAGGGCGCGCAAGUAAGCGUGAGUGGCGGGGAAAUCGAGGUUUGUCUCAUGCGUGCGCACGUGACAAUGCACUCGGAUAAGCGAUGGGACGACAGGGCGGCGGGUAAGGCCAAGCCGGUGGAGAUUCUCUCGGCGCCGCAGCUCAAGCUGUGUGCGCAGCUGGCCUGGGUAGUCCCGGCCGGCAGCAGUGAGGCGCUCUCGCUGCUGACAGCACCGCUGGCGGUGGGCGAGGCGCGGGCAGCGCCGCUGCCGCUGUCGCAGACUGACCCGCUGGCGAGUGUCACAUCGAGUGGGGUGGACAUCGAGCUCACGCUGUCGUUUACCGCAGAAGCCGGAAGCGAUGCGCAGUGGUGGAUGGUGGUCGACCUGUCCAAGGUUCAGUUUCUUCUCGACUGGUACACGACAGCGACAACGAGUGGGCUCUCGGUGCCGAUUGGCGAGGGUGCGGUGUUUGGUCGGGCACGGGGCAAGCGAGCGCGGCUCUCGGAGCACGUGCGGGUCCUUGUGCUCUCUGUGGAUGUUGUGCAGGUCUUGCUCCAGGUGUGGGACGACGAUACGCGGCAGCGCGGGCUCAUCGUGCGUGCGUCACGAGUGAUGGCCGGCGCGCACCUGGAGCUUGUCUCGAGUGGAGCUAGCAACUCGCUUGGUGCAACGUCGGUGCUAGCGUACUUGGCGCAUGGGGCGCUCGCGCGGCUGGAGGAGCUCACGGUGCACAUCUUCACGCUGGCCGGCCUGGAGACGUUCCUCUCGCUGUACGCGUUGGGCGCGAGCUCGCCGGCGCUGCUGGCAAGCUCGGGCGACUCGUACAAGGGCGACUUUCUUCUCUCGGCGCCGAGCGUGCACUACGUGCACGGGCGAACGUUUACUGCGGCAGCGGCGGUGAUGACGCGACAUGUAGGCAACGGCGCGGUGAGGUUUGGCGACAAAGUGGUGGUGUGUGGCGACGGAAGUGAAGAGCCGGUGCUGGAGCUCGACGACGAGGAUCGCGAGGUUCACAACUAUGUGCUGCACCAGCCCAAGCUGCUGUGGACGGAGGAAGCGCGCAACUGCGUGUACCUGUGGGCGGCGCAGUACCGCAAUCUCCGCGAGACAAACGCGAGCGCAGGCUCUGGCAACGUGUUGGUGGGGAGCGCCCCGUCUUCAGGCGGAAGAGCUUGCACGCCAGCGCCACCGCCAGUGUCGCAGCGGAACGUCCAUGCGGCGCGGGAGGCUGCCGCGGCCGCCGGUGCGGCAGCGUCGCCGCUGCUCUCGCUCUUUGACGCAGCCGGUGAGGCGCGGGUGGCGGCAGUGUCUGAGGGCGCGCCGGGUAGUGAGGGCGGACCGGCUGGGACCGGGGCAUCGCCGUCGGGCGACGGGCGAGUGCGACUGUUCGGCGACAUCCCGGUGGUUGUCGAGUACUCUGUGACGUGCGUGGAGCCGCAGAUCAACUUUGUGGCGAUGUCCGAGGGCGUGCGCGGUUCGAUGGUGCUGACGGCGUCGACGAUUGUGUCUACGUGCGAGACGUUCCACCGGUCUGCGGUGGUGGAGGUCGGGGCGCAUGUGAAGCAGAACAUGACGUGCCUGACGACCGAGUUCGAGCACAUGGAGUGGCAUGUGGAUUUGCUGGACGGCGAGUCGCUGACACUUGAGGCGGCGUGGGUGGGUGAGGGCGAGGGCACGCGGCGUGCGCCAGUGGCGGUGAUGGGCCCUGCGCCAAUGACGCUGGCGUACCGGUGGUACGAGCAGCCUGCGUUGGCGAGCAAGGUCGGCGACGUGACGGCGUACGACGUUAUCUUUGACGAGCUCCCGCUUGUUCUCGAUCCGCAGCAGUACGCGGUUGUCUCUGACGUCAUUGUCCAGCUCUUGCUGGGCUAUACGCCGCAAGAGCUAGAAGAGCGCGACGAAGUGACGGCGAUGGUGCUGCGGUCGCGGCUGCAGGCGGACGAUUUGGCGUCGCUUGACUCGCUGCGGGCGCGCAAGGCAAAGCUUGCAACCGAAGUGCGCAACAUCUCAGACUUGCUGCGAGCAAACACAGCGUCCGAGCUGUACGACGAGCAAGAGCUUGCGCUGUGGCGAAGCGCGCUAGAGGCGAAAAAGGCCAAGCUUGUGGCGGCGAAGCGGGAGCUUGCGCUCUCGACCAAGUCUGCGCGUGUGCUUGCGACGCAGGGCGUGCCGCUGCUCAAGGUCGACUACCGGGCGCGCGAGCUCUCGUGGGAGCUUGUGCUCGAGGGGCGGACAGUGUCGCGGAUUGUGCUCGAGGGCAUCACGGGUUCGAUUCUCACCAACGACGACCGGUCUGGCCUCCACACCAUGCACACUGUGGACAUUUCGAUUUCGAACGAGGACGAGGCAACGGCGCUCCCGGUGGUGCUGCAGCGGCAGGCUGGGGCCGACUCGCUUUCGGGCAACAUGCUGCGUGUGUACUCGCGGUACGGCAAGCCUGUGGGCGGCAUCGACGUGUAUGAGCACUACGAAAUCAACGUGGCGCCGCUCUCGAUUGCGCUCACAUCGGCGAUGUACAAUGCGCUGGUGGCGUACUUUUGGCCCGAGGCAGCGUCGGGUCCGGCGCCAACGGCCGAGAGCGUGGCCAAAGAUGGGAGCGGCAGCGAAGGCAGCAGCAGCGAGGGGCCCGAGAACAGAAGCGGCGAGCGAGGUGCCGAGCGCGAUUGGGCGCCGGAGCAUGCGCGCGGCAGGUCGUUUGGCGGUUCGCGGUACGCUGCGGCGUCGAUUUCGAAGCAGGUGACGGUGCUCUCGCCGCGGGCCGGAGGCGGUGAGGGCGAGGGCGAGGCCAGCGGGGCCGGGGCGGGCGGCGGCGGUGGCGGUGGCGGAAGCGACGAUGGCGAGGCCGCGGCAAGCGAGGCGCUCGACGACAAGGACAGGGUCAAGCUUGCAGUGCUUGGGCACGGAUCGUCGGGCUCUGCGAUGCUACAGCGGGCCAAGCUGUUUCAGACAUUCAACUAUGUCAAGAUCUCGCCGACAAGCCUCGACGUGACGUACAAGGUUGAAGAGGGCUCAUCGUCUGUCAAGGAUCUCAACGAUGUGCACGUGAAGCUGGGCGAGAUUACGGUCCAGGGCGUGACGUACUCUUGGGACGAGCUGUACCAAGAGGUGGAGAAGCAGAUCCUCGGCUUUAUCCGGUCGCAGAUCUUCAAGAUUUUGCUGAAGAAGAAAAAGGCGUCGACGAGCAUGUUCUCCAAGGACGAGGCAUUGCUUGCCGAGUCUGCCAAGGCAAUGGGCGCGUCCAAGUCGCGGCGUUCUUGGCUGCCCAAGGUGCUGUCGUUCCGGCGCGGCUCACGCGGACGCGACGGCGACGACGACAACGAGAUGUCGGCUGAUGAGGUUGUAGUCUCGAAACAGGCAGAGCGGCAGCUCGAGGUGGCCAAGGUGCGCAAGCUCUUUGGCUCGCGCGGUGAUUCGGACCACCAGCACGCCCAACUCCUGCUGGGGACGCGAUCGUCGGGACUCGACGUGGCGGAGCGAGUCAUGCUCAAGCGGCAGCAGAGCAGGGCAGCCGAGUCUGGCGAAGACGACGCUGGUUCGGCAGGCACGAGCUCACCGCAAAGUCCGGUGGUGCCGGACCAGGUUGACGCGCGGGAGCGGGCGCGUGAAAAGGCGCGCGAAAAGGCAGCGGCGCGGAUUGCGGCGGCCGAGGCUCGGCGGAGGAGCCGGAGCGGGCAGUUGCCGUAGCAGUAGUUUACGGCUUGAUGAGCUUGCCGUCCUUCAUAAACAUGCUGAGGAGGA
Molecule: messenger RNA, 9066 nt
Organism: Thecamonas trahens ATCC 50062
Lineage: Eukaryota; Apusomonadida; Apusomonadidae
Exons: 2
Coding region: 1-9012 (3003 amino acids)
Source: RefSeq, a predicted model, not a curated record